This is a messenger RNA of Podarcis raffonei (Aeolian wall lizard), 5186 nucleotides long. RefSeq names its product endothelin receptor type A (gene EDNRA). The transcript is spliced from 8 exons. The record is from RefSeq and is a predicted model, not a curated record. Gene Ontology annotation, cellular component: membrane. Gene Ontology annotation, biological process: vasoconstriction; G protein-coupled receptor signaling pathway; regulation of blood pressure. The coding region runs from base 398 to 1645 and encodes 415 amino acids. NCBI's taxonomy places the organism in Eukaryota, Metazoa, Chordata, Lepidosauria, Squamata, Lacertidae. Gene Ontology annotation, molecular function: endothelin receptor activity.
GUGUGUGUGUCGUUCCCCUUCCUCGAAAACGGGGGGUUGGGUAAAGGAGGGGGCUGAUCCGACUUCCCUCUGCCCGGAGGUGGAGAGUCGGAAUCCCACCCAACCAGACGGAGCCUGGAGGAUUUAGGAAGCCUUCGCUAGGAAAGGGAUCUCAGAGAGGGAAAGCAGCCAGGGAGCAACUUUCUUCCAACUUUCGCUUGCGCGGCUCUUACAAAGAGCUUCCCAUGCGCCCCGCUGGACUCGCGGCGGCGGCGGCGUGUUCCUCGCCUCGUCCUUCUUCUCCCGGGCGGGAGCCACGCCAGACGUCGCGGGCGCGCAGAUUCCGCGGGACAAAACGGUGAAAUAAGUCCAUCAGCUGCUGUUGAAAUACAGAUUUCCCAAUACAGAAGAUUUGAAGAUGGAAGCAUUUCAUUUUGAGAUGGUCUUGGUGCUUCUCAUAACUGGAUUUGUCAUCAUUGAUGGUUCUGACAUCUACCAGUCAAACCUGACUAACCCUGUCACAACUUCCUCUGAAACAGAAUCUAAGCUGUUCUUCCCUACCCAUAAACCCAACCGCACCUAUAUCUAUUGUUCACAACGUCCUAAAAUUAUGGACACUUUCAAAUACAUCAAUACAGCAAUAUCCUGUGCAGUGUUCAUCAUUGGGCUUGUUGGCAAUGCAACCCUGCUGCGGAUUAUCUACCAGAACAAGUGUAUGAGGAAUGGCCCCAAUGCACUGAUAGCUAGCCUGGCCCUGGGAGACCUCAUCUAUAUCAUCAUUGAUAUCCCUAUCAACAUAUAUAAGCUUCAUGGUCAGUGGCCCUUUGGGAUGUCUCCUUUUGGACAGUUUCUUUGCAGCUGUUUUCCUUUUCUUCAGAAAGCCUCAGUGGGGAUCACAGUCCUUAACCUCUGUGCUCUAAGCGUGGACAGGUACCGGGCGGUUGCCUCCUGGAGUCGUGUUCAAGGAAUUGGAGUCCCCUUGAUCACCGCUAUUGAAAUCAUUACAAUUUGGAUUCUUUCAUUUGUCCUGGCUAUCCCAGAAGCAAUAGGUUUUACCACUGUUGAAUUUGAAUACAACGGCAACUUCUACGUUUCCUGUAUGCUUCUAACUAAUACCACAUUUUUGUCCUUUUAUGCCAAAGCAAAGGACUGGUGGCUCUUUGGUUUCUACUUUUGCAUGCCGCUUGCGUGCACCGCCUUCUUCUACACCCUCAUGACCUGUGAAAUGCUGAACAGGAGGAAGAGCAAUCUGAGAAUAGCUCUCAGUGAACAUCUGAAGCAGAGACGAGAAGUCGCAAAGACGGUUUUCUGCCUAGUUGUCAUCUUUGCCCUUUGCUGGUUUCCUCUCCAUUUGAGCCGGAUCUUGAAGCAAAUGUUGUAUUCCGAAAAAGACCCUAAAAGAUGUGAAUUGCUCAGCUUUUUGUUGACACUCGAUUAUAUCGGCAUGAAUUUAGCGACCAUAAAUUCCUGCAUAAACCCUAUAGCACUCUAUUUUGUCAGCAAGAAGUUCAAAAACUGUUUCCAGUCAUGCUUUGGUUGUAAGUGCUACCAGACAGGGAGUCAAGUAUCAUCUGUUCCUAUGAACGGAACAAGUAUUCAGUGGAAAAACAACGAACUGAACAAUCACUACACAGAACGGAGCAUCCACAAAGACAGCUUAAACUGACGUUUGGUGGAGACUGCACUUUGCGAUGGGCGAAAGCAAAAACGGUGUACUGCAGCUUUAUGAACAGAAAAACGAUCUGGGAUUCAAUAAGCACAUUUCAUUUGAAGGUUCAGUGCCCUAGCACUUAAGUCCAAAGAUGACCAAAGCGUCCACAAGUGAAGCUCUGUACAGAUUUCUAAAUGGUAGCAAGAAAGCUUUGCCCUCCCCCUUACAAAGAAAUUCAUAUUUUGGUGAAAACAAGAAGAAUCUGCACAGUGUCCUGCAAACUAUCUGCAGACUCCAGGUGGACAUUCUCAGUAAGUGUAUUGCGCAUGCUGCCAUUUUGAAGAAUUUUCUAAGUCACUGUGAGUCAUGAUGGAAUUGUUUUGAAAGACUGACAAAAUGUAGGACCUAGAGAUGUUCCCAUUCUCUUGACAUGAGAUAGUUUAGUAAGUGUAUUCCACAUUUUAAAGCAUGUUCAGCCAGAAGCCUUUUUAAUAGCAGGGGCCAGUGAGGCAGUGCAGGCUUCCAUUGUCCUCCUGGCUUUCCAACACAGCAGGUCACUGAUGUUACCAAGAGGGGAGGAAUGAGGCAAAAAGAGCUUGGUGCAGUACAGUACCUGGCAAUGGGGGCAUCAGAUUCGCCCCACUGCCCCACGCAACACUGCAGCAGUUUCCCCAUGCCUUUCCCAUUCCCUCUCAGUAAGCCGGAAGAAAUGACGCAUUGACGGGAUAAUUGUCUUUUGUGUACAUUGUUAGAUGCUUAGGACACAAACUCAGGGCCAAAAGGUACUGAAAUAAAAGAGAUAUGCAGACUUCUUAUGAACCAGGUAUAUUUGCAUAUAUCAAUCAGCAAAAAUGUGAAAUCACAUUUCAAGACCCAUUUGCUAGCCAUGUUUUCAUUUUUCUUAUUUGACGAUGAGCCUUAUACUCUAAUCAUUCCCAAACUUGGGUCUCCAGCUGCUGUUGGACCCAGUGGUCAGGGAUGAGGGAAUUGUAGUUGAAAAACAGCUGAAGACCCAGGUUUGGUAAGCCCUGCUCUAAUCUGAUAGAAUCUGUUAUGGGGGAAAUCAAAAUGGGAAUGCCACAGUACUUCUAAUUUCUAUCAUGAAACAAGUGGAAGCGAGAGACUUUUGCAAAUCACCUCAGUCUGCUUUCUGUCCACCCUACCUAAAGAGUUCCAUAAGAUUGCCUUCUGAGGCUGUGCUCUCUAGACUCUCAUUAAAUCAAAUGUGCUUUGCUAGUGCCAGAGAAGGGGCUUUUAUUGUGGCAGUACCAAUAUGUGCUUUUACGGUUGCAAUCCUAUGCACAUUUGUGUUAAGAGUAAGUCUCCGUGGGACACCUCUGAGUAGGUAUGCAUAGGACUGCAUAGUAAACAUUUGAAAACAUUUUAAUUCUGUGAAUAGCAUUAUGAAAACAUUUAUUCAGGAGUUAUUAACUUUUGUAUGCUGCCCUGCAUACUUGUUUGAAACUGCUUUUUAUCUUAAUCUUUUUUCUGCUUUCAUGGUUGUAUUUUUAAGUUGCCUUGUAAUUAUUUUUUUUAAGACAGGGAAUUAAAGUUUAAAUAACUAUAUACACAUGCACUUUCCCUACACUGUUUUUCCUAUUUAAAUUAACUGCUUAAGGCUGCUCAGACUGCUCUGGGGUUCCUGUACAUUUCCCCCCAUGGGUCAAAGAGCAGCAUUGGAGCGUCUAUUUAGAUAGGGAAAACAGCUCAGGCAGGAAAGUUAAACCUCCCUUCUCCAAGACUGUGCUCCUAUUCUAGUUUGGUGCUGCCUAUGCCUGCUCUGAACUUAAAAAUCUGGAGGCCCUGAUAGCAGCCUCCCCCCAAUUUAAUUUAGUUGCACCCUAAUCCACCAGUUCAGCCCAGCUCAUAUGAGUAUUGUAACAUGAAUGGGGAACAUGCAUCCAAGCAUGCCUUGGCAAAAUAUUGUUUUUGUGGCCAAAUCCCUCAUGGUGGAAAACCAGGGUGAGUGAUGGUGGGGUUGAUUUAGACUAGAUUGAAAUUUGCACAAGGCUUCUUAAUAAAAAUAAAACAAGAAAAAAUCCCUAACAAAUACAAGGAACUCCUGAAAGUAAGUCCAUUGUAAAAGCAUUUUCUAUAUCCUUCUUUGCUCCUGUUGUUUGUGCAUCAAAAUCCCCUUUUGAGUACAACAGUGAUAGAAAAAAAAUUGCUAUCUCCACAUUGCUUUAGACCAUGCAGUAUUUCAGUUUUGCUACAAACCAUUCUGCUCCCCUCGGUUUUGCAGUACAUAUCCAGCUCACAAUGGCUCCAGAUCUUAUUGUCUGAUAUGUGAGUCCUAUUAGCUUUAGUGGGAUAUACAAAUAAGUAAUGAAGGUUGCAGCCAAUAUGUUCGGAAUUGCACAGGGAAAUCCUGAAAUCAGUCCCAACUGUUAUUACCUCUUUUGCACAUGAGUUGGCGGGGGGGGGGGUUGGUCACUUCAGGCAUAUUCCAUUGUUCGGAAUUCAUUUGCAACAAUUAUAAAUCAGCCAGACCACUGCUGUUGGCAAUGUAGCAUUUUAAAGGUGUUAAAUUUUGAUAUCUUAUCAGUUUCCCACUUUGAAUUGAUGUAUGUUGCCUUGAGCAUCUCCUGAAGGAACCGGCAACUCACAAAUACAAUAACAACAAAAAAGUGAUAUUUGAAUCCGUGUAACUGCAUAAUAACAUCCUCAUCAUUGUCAUAACCUCUACCAUGUGGCAGGGGUUCUUUUUGGCUGCUAUUGCCAUACAGGUAGCAUUUUAUUAGCCAUCAAAAUGUAUUACAUCUAGCAGUGUAGUAUACAAUAUGCAUGCUACAGGAAAACUGCCAGGAGAUUCAUAGCACCUGUGAUGCCUAGCUGAGGAAAAUAGCCAUGUGAAUCUGAACAUUCAGCUGAAUUUCAAGUGGAAGACACAAUUCUGUGCAUAAUUUACUAAGUCAGAUGCAAAUCAAUGGCUGGCCUAACUUUGUGUUGGGUUUAGGCCAAAGUGCCUACAGUUAAAUCUGCUAAACAAUUCCGAAAAGCUUUACAGAUAGAGUGUAAUAUUGUAAUAUGUAUGUAUGUAUGUAUGUAUAUAUAUUUAACUAUCCUGUGUAAAUGUCUAUGUAUUUUUAUGAGUGCUUAUUUUCAUGGCUUCUGUCUGUUUGUAUACAUAUGUAUAUGUUCAUGAUUUCAAGCAAAAUAGUAAUGUGUAAUUUUUAAUAGGAACAAAAGUUUUUAAAAAUUGUAUUCUAAACAGCCUACACAUAACACUGUAGGAAUAUAAAUAUCCUUAUAUAGUGACAUAAAUAACUUUUUCUGGUUCCGAGACAGUGGAGUCAACUUCAGUGUCAAUAUGACAGGACGUGCAAUGUGCUAACAAUUUGAUUUCUCUAGAGAGCCAUUUAUACUCCUGAUUUUACCACUUCACAUUGCAGUGGUUUACUAGAGCCAUGAGUAGAGUGAAAUAUUUGAUUUUUCAUUCCCCCCUCCUCCUUUCCUCAGCCCUUUGAAAGCCUGCAUUUCCAUUACCACAAUUCAGGAAACCAUAUUUCUGUUACCACAUUUCUAAUUGUAAUAAAAGGACUGUAUAUUCUUCGUG